AUGGCUGCUAGGAAGGGUCAGCAGCAGUCUGGUCUGUCCUCAGCCUAUGAACUGACCAAGAGCGAUCUUUGCAGAGGCAUACCACAGCAGCAAGCGCGACCUCGUACACCUCCAAAGUCGUCAUCUACCCAAUCGCAGCAUGUCUCCCCAUCUUCUCAUCGAUCAGGGACAUGGGUCACGUCUCCCCGUACCUCAUACUCUGGCCUUGUGAAUCGAGGAGUCGACUUAUGGUACCCCGACUCGGCAGAUGGGGCGAGUGACAAUACUGACGAGGGUGAUGAGGAGGAUAUUGUUUACGACGAUGAUGAGGACGAAUUUGGUCUUCCCAGCAUUGCGAGUAUGCGGAAAAAACAGACCAAAAAUGCCAUGAAAUCUCAGCUCAAAACAUCUGAUUUGGGUAGCGCUGUGCGUGCCAACAGUUCAACGUUGGGAGUCAACUUGGCGAACAGUAGACAACGUGCAAACAGUUCGGAUAUCGCCGAGGAGCGCGGAGUGUCUAUGUAUCCAACGACGAGAAAGAGUGAGGGUAAAAUCCUACGGCCCCAAUACAAAGACAUCCUAAGAGAUCCUGCGAACGCUUUAAAUCUGAUUGAUCAUGCACCGCCGCCGAAGAAUGGGUCGCCAAAGGAGGUGGAAAUAUACUCGAGCAGAAUCUCAAGAAUCAACAAAUUCAAACGUCUACUUCAGACUAGCACCGUUUCCUUAUCAGAGUUGAGAAAUCUGGCAUGGUCUGGCAUCCCUGCGGAAGUUCGCGCCAUGACUUGGCAAAUCCUGCUCGGCUAUCUUCCGACGAACAGUGAACGGCGGGUUUCUACACUAGAGAGAAAGCGCAAGGAAUAUCUCGACGGAGUCCGACAGGCUUUCGAACGCAGCACUACCCCGUCUCCCGGCAAUCCACCAGCUUCCUCCACAGGUCGCGGCAGAGGCCUGGAUGAAGCGAUAUGGCAUCAAAUUAGUAUUGACGUUCCUCGCACCAGCCCUCAUAUUCAACUCUACGGCUAUGAAGCUACACAACGCUCCUUGGAGCGAAUCCUCUAUGUCUGGGCCAUCCGACAUCCUGCCAGCGGUUAUGUACAAGGAAUCAAUGACCUUGUCACUCCAUUUUGGCAGGUUUUUCUCGGCAUGUACAUGACGGAUCUCAAUGUGGAAGAAGACAUGGAUCCAGGCCAAUUGCCGCGGAGUGUGCUCGAUGCUGUGGAGGCGGAUUCAUUCUGGUGCCUCACGAAACUUCUUGAUGGAAUUCAGGAUAAUUAUAUAUAUGCUCAACCGGGGAUUCACAGGCAAGUGAGAGCUUUGCGCGACCUGACCAUGCGUAUCGAUUCUACGCUCGCCAAACAUCUUGAAAACGAAGGAGUCGAAUUCAUGCAAUUCAGUUUCCGAUGGAUGAACUGCUUGCUGAUGCGGGAGAUGAGUGUCCAGAACACCAUACGGAUGUGGGACACCUACAUGGCUGAGGAGCAGGGCUUCUCGCGCUUCCACGUAUAUGUUUGCGCAGCGUUUCUCGUCAAGUGGUCAGACCAGUUGAUCAAAAUGGACUUUCAGGAAAUCAUGAUGUUCUUACAGGCACUUCCAACAAGGGACUGGACUGAAAAGGACAUUGAACUCCUACUCAGUGAAGCCUUUAUCUGGCAGAGUUUGUUCCAGGACUCCCGUGCGCAUCUACGCCCUGCUGGCGAUCGAUCUCCUGAGAACGGCCUGCAAUGA
Messenger RNA from Aspergillus fischeri NRRL 181, 1704 nucleotides. RefSeq names its product GTPase-activating protein GYP1. The coding region runs from base 1 to 1704 and encodes 567 amino acids. The record is from RefSeq and is a predicted model, not a curated record. Gene Ontology annotation, molecular function: GTPase activator activity. Gene Ontology annotation, biological process: activation of GTPase activity. Gene Ontology annotation, cellular component: Golgi apparatus. The transcript is spliced from 5 exons. Lineage: Eukaryota; Fungi; Ascomycota; Eurotiomycetes; Eurotiales; Aspergillaceae.